GAGCCUGAUGGUAAACUCUGUAGACAUGUAUCCUGAGAAUGAGAGGGGGCUUUUAUUUAUUUUUAUUUAUUUAUUUUAUUCAAACAUUUAAAAGCAGUUUAAACACAUAAUUUUACAUUACACAUAUACAAGAAAGUGCAAAUCAGCUUUCCAUUAAUCUAGUACAUGCUUGAAUGGAGUAGGAAGAAGUUAGACUUAGUCGUACCCCAUGACAUCAAAUUUCAAUCACUGAUUUGUAAUCAAUAUCUAAUAUUUACACACACCACAUAAAGUAUUAUAAUAAAGAAUUAUUACAGAAUGCUAAUAUUCGUACACCACUCCCACAAUGUUCUAAUUAAUCAUGAGCCUGUUCUUGCCUAUAUUUACUUACCUAUAUUUAUCAUAUAUAGAACUGUCGCAGUUCUCUGCAGUUUUAAUAUUCACAAUAGAUUAUAGACAUUUAGUCAGUUAAAAAUCCCUGUAUCCGUCAUGGGAACAUCCUGAACAGGUAUUUUUUCGUGGCUUACUAAUAUUAAGAACAGUAGCUGUCUGUCAGGCGAUCAGCUCAGCCCUAUAUUCUAACACUUAAAGAAGAUAAUCAUACAGUAGUCCAGUGUCACUGUAUUUCCUGUUGUCAUAGAUUGGAGUCAUGCUUACAGUUAGGCUAAACAUUCUGGUUACAUUUAGAAGCUAGUUAAUUAAAAAGAUAAAAAUCAGACAUGCUACACACAUCACAAGUCCACGUUCCCAGUUGUGAAGAGAACACAUUCGUGUUGUUGGAUGAAGGUGCUGGAGAGUUGGCCUGCACGGUCCUGAGGACCCUGACCUGAUGCAAAGCCCAUAUAAACCUGACCACUUCUCUUUCCUGAUUUAAAGACUAGAAAGAUCAACUAAAGAUCAGUUGGAACACAUUUUAGUGAUUCUAAAAAUUAAUUAUUUAAUUUAAUUGAUGAAAUAACUUUACUGUAGAUAAUGAGAAUGAGAUUUCUUUUAAAUGUGCAAAUGCAGUAUAUGUCUGUCUGUGCCCUUACUUGUGCAGUAGAUCCAGAUUCUUAGACAGAACAAGCUGUGGGUCAUUGUCAUUCUGAUGCAAUAGCAGUAACAUACUCACACAACUCUGAAGAUUGCAGGAGGCCAUCACGUCUCCUCUCCCCCCUUUUCUCCCAUGUUUUCUGCGUGUGUGGAGGCCAGGAAGCGAGGCCCUUAUCAGGGCCAGCAGUGCAGAGGCUGAGCAGGCAUGGGUGGGAGCAGGGCAGGGCUGGGCGCUCUCUGAACAGGGAGCGCGGCACGCCGGCUUCUCCCAGGCAGAUAACUUUGUUCUGGGCCAGGAGAGAUGACAUCAUGACGGAUGGUGAUGAAGACGUGGGCGCAGAGGGCAGGAAACGUUAUCUCUUACAGUGGCACCGAGAGGAUGGAGACACACAGACACUCAUAGAACACACUACGGCUCACUGAUAUUCUACUUUAGACGACUUGAACAGAAGUCACUCCCCACUGAACACACACAUGCGCACACACACACACACACAUGACAUGCGUAUCCAACCAGAGGCUGUCAUUUAAAAGGCAAAAUCAGGCACGUACAGAUCUGGGACCGUGUGUGAUUGUUACUGUGUUUUUCAAAGCUUUGGGAGUCACUUUGGGAGAAGAAGUGGCCAGCCUAUACUGUAGGUCUGUAUUGCAUGUAUUUGUACUAUACAUACUGCACAAACUGUUUGAUGGAUAUUGGUAUUCAUGAUAUCAGCACACAUCACUGACAGGGAACAGCACAGGCAGGCUGAGUUGGAUUCAAGGUAUUUGUGUCAACAGGAUGAAAGCUGAGACUAUGCAGCCUGAAAUAUAGGAAAUGUCAUAGACACCGUACUAACCAUCCUAAAAACACAAAUAAUUCAUUUGUAUCGUAUUUGUAUUUAUUAUCAUUUACUUAUUUAUUAUAAUUAAUUAUUUAACUAAUUAACUAAGUCUUUGAAAUGGCACAUGCUUUUAGUUCUUUGGCUUAUCAGACUCCUGAACUGUUUUAUGCUUACAAACACAGACCUGAUGGCCUGUUAAUGGCUAAACAUCGUAUUAUUAUUAACAAUGCUUUACUAAUAAUAACUGAACCUCAUUGAUCCCACAUUGGGGAAAUUAAUCUUUGCAUUUUAACCCCCUGGGGGGGAGCAGUGUCCAACAACACUGGCAGCAUGGAGAAGUGAAAGUCCAUGUACGCACGACUUCAAGCUGGGCUUUAUUAUCCAUCAACAGCGCGGCACCCGGGAGCUACAGUCGUGUAAAGUGUCUUGCUCAAGGACACUGGUGCUGGAAGCAGGGCUUAAACCUUCUGCUUCCCAGUCCAACGCUCCACCUACUGAGUGACCAGGCCACAUAUUUUCUCUGAAAAUAGUCUUGCUUGUGUGCGGCUUUAGCAAAGUGGCAUUGGCACAGACAAGAAUCACAACGAGCCUAAGAAGGAAACAAACAUGGGCUUGGCCUGAUCUGAACCAGGCUAUUUGGAACGCAUCACUAUUAAUAACUGGAUGCCUCCUGUUCAAGUUCACAUUCAGGCCAUCGAGUCAUUAUAAUAAUCCACGGAUCCAGGGAUCAAAUUUGAGCAAACUCAUACAAAGCCUUUAAAUAUUGACUAAAAGGCCAGUUUGUCUUGCUUACUAAUCAGUUCUUUCGCCUGAAGAUCAGAAGCUUUUAUCCUGCUUAUCCUGCACACUAACAUUUUGAGACAAGAUUCUGAUAGAAAGAGUAUUUUUAAGAUUUAUUUGAGCUUUCUGCAGAGGAAAAUGACAUUCCUUCUGAGUUUAUUCCUUAAAUUACAUGCAAAAUACCAAACACUUAAGUGGUCUUUGGCAGUGUUCCAUGCUUUGCUCUGCAGAAACCUUCACUGCUGAGCACUAAGUUUAUCGGAGUAAUUCAAUAGCUGAACAAUAUUAGGUUUAACACUACAUAAAGCUCUUCAGCGUGAACAACUUUUUAUCUCAAUUUACAAUAAUUUAUGUUGACUCAGGGUCGUAUUUCGUCAAAUAGGGACAUAUUCUCUGUACAGGUGUUUCGUGGCGCAUGAUGUGCCGGCUCCUGAACAUCCUGCUGGCUUUGCUGAGCCGCUUCCUCUUCGCCGUCCACGGGGUGGUGACAGUGUGGCGCGUGGUGGCAGUUAAAGGGGAGCCGCUCUAUUGGCUGCUGCUGACCGGCGUGGCUCUGCUCGGCGUGGAGAUGGCUGUAACUCUGAAGUGCACCCGUAACUCCGAGUGGAAAUGGUUCUCCCCAAUGGUUUUCCUCUACCUCAGUACUGUCAUCCCAUCCAUUUGGUUUCUGGAGCUGAGCCUGCUGCAGUCCAAGCUGCCCGCCACCAAUUCCUCGGGCGCCGAGCUUCAUUUGUUGGCUCACAUCCCGAUCACAGCGGCCAUUGUGGAACUAGAUCCAGAGAACUGGGUGGUCGGCCUUGAGCAGACGAUGCUCAUAGUGUUGGUUCUGGGUCGAUGGCUGAUGCCCAAGGGGGACAUGUCUCGUGACCAGUUGUCCCAGCUCCUCAUGGUGAACGUGGGACUGGGAGCAGACAUCCUGGACAUUUUCGACACCUUCAAAGAGCCAGAAGUCAAAACCAACAGGGUGGUCGUCAUCAUAGGUCUGACCCUCUUCUCUUGGGCUCUUAUGCAGUUUCCUCUGGUGCUCACUCAGACUCGACCCCAAAAGGGUGAGUCUCCUGAGAAAAGCACGGGUGGUUUCUUAUGCUGCCCUGGAGCUCCACCCUCGUUAACUUCCUGCUGCUCCAGUGAAGUGUGGAGCCUGCUGCUCACAGUGGGACUCCAGGAUGGCCCCUUCCUGCUUUACAGGCUCUACCUCAUGGUUCAAGAGAAAGUACUGAACCAGCUCAUGAUUUUCUUCACCUGCAAGAACAUCCUCAUUGUCCUUUUGGAGCUCUACAGAAUCUACGUGGUUCAGUGCGAGCAGCAGGUACCAGAAUCAGGGUUUGGCAGAUGUGCUGCUCUAGUGCACUGGAUUCAAACCCAAAGUGGUGGCGAAGAGAGGAGGAGCGAGGAGGAGAAACACAGUGAAACAGGGAGAGAGGGAACCUGUCAUACAGACACAGAGCGAGAGACUGAAAAGGAGGAAGAUCAGAGAUGUUUCUAGGUACAGAAGGGCUAAAAGUGCUGUGAGGCGUGAAUUUGGCCCUUAGGGAGAGGAUGGCUUUCACAAACCAAGUGAAAAGCCGAACCUAUCUGCCAUCUCUUGCAUCUAAGCCUUGUUCAGAGACAGUUUUGUGUCUCUGGAGCCUCAGCUACCAGAAGAAAACCACAGGAGAAGAGAAUAAGUCCCCGCUGGAAAGAUCAGAGAUGAAUUUAUACAACUGCCUUUGAUAAAAACCUUUUGAAAAAAAGUCCUGUUUCAGUCAAAGGAGGUUCCUCUGCUAAAGAAAAUCAAGUCAACAAGUUCAUCAUGAACUGUCACUCUCUUGAACAAAAACCAAAUCAACGAAAUUAUGUGCUGUAAAGUUCAAGACAUUCAGCAACAGGAUGAGAAAAUAUGCCAUUAUGAUUUGAAUGCUUCUAAAACUGAUAGUAAUGUUAAUGACUUCAACAGCAUAUAUCAACUAAAUCACUGUGGCAAUUUAAGUUGUUGAUCAUGUGCCUUAAUUAAUAACUCUCAAUAAAAUGUGUGUGUGAAAAGUAUAAAGUAUGUCUUGAGAAGCACAAUGCUCUGUUCUUUCUCCCAUCACCAUGAGAUGGCAGUGUUGCCAAGUCAACCAAAGCAUAGA
This is a messenger RNA of Betta splendens (Siamese fighting fish), 4723 nucleotides long. RefSeq names its product transmembrane protein 26. The coding region runs from base 3028 to 4098 and encodes 356 amino acids. The record is from RefSeq and is a predicted model, not a curated record. The transcript has 3 exons. Lineage: Eukaryota; Metazoa; Chordata; Actinopteri; Anabantiformes; Osphronemidae.